AUGGACCCGUGCGUGGGAUUCAGAAAUGCAGUGAUGACUGGUGACUUUGAGUUUAAGAUAUUAUUGGAUGAAGAUAUCUUAACAACAACACCAACAUGCAUUUAUCCUGAGGGGAUAUAUAUGCUAUAUUAUAGAUCAACUGAGACAGUUCAUCGUUACUUUAGGGUUGUAUUGAGAGCUAUUUUGAAAUUAUAUAAGCUAGUUAUUAGAUUACCUAAUGAGUCAAUUCCUAGUGAAAUCAGAAACAAUCCAAGGUUUUAUCCUUAUUUUAAAGAUUGUAUUGGAGCAUUAGAUGGAACUCAUGUUCGUGCAUCCAUUCCACUUAGCAUUCAUGGAAGAUUUCGUAGCCGUAAAGGAGGGACGACACAAAAUGUAUUGGCUGCCAUUACAUUUGAUUUGAAAUUUUCCUAUGUUCUAGCUGGUUGGGAAGGAAGUGCACAUGAUUCUCGUAUUUUAAGUGAUGCACUUUCACGCCCAAGUGGAUUAAGAAUUCCAGAAGGUAAUUAUUAUCUUGCUGAUGUUGGAUAUGGCAUCCGAAAUGGAUAUAUUACCCCAUAUCGUGGUGUUCGAUAUCAUUUAAAAGAGUUUAGUGCUCAGGGGCCUGAAAAUGCAAAGGAAUUCUUUAAUCUUCGUCAUCCAUCAUUGCAAAUCACUAUUGAACAUGUUUUGGGGAUUUUGAAGAAACGAAUGGGUAAGGGCAACAAAGAAGGGACCUCUAAGCAAUUCAGGUGGACAAAAUUGAUGGAACAUCUUUUUCUUGAAAUUCUAGCAGAGGAGGCCCAGAAAGGAAAUAAGCCUUCUAAUACUUUCAAAGCAGUUUCUAUUAAUCAAGUUGUCGAUGUAACACCCCGAACCUGA
Gossypium arboreum is the source of this 858-nucleotide messenger RNA. RefSeq lists its product as uncharacterized. The transcript is spliced from 4 exons. The record is from RefSeq and is a predicted model, not a curated record. The coding region runs from base 1 to 858 and encodes 285 amino acids. NCBI's taxonomy places the organism in Eukaryota, Viridiplantae, Streptophyta, Magnoliopsida, Malvales, Malvaceae.